This is a messenger RNA of Dioscorea cayenensis subsp. rotundata (Guinea yam), 852 nucleotides long. RefSeq lists its product as uncharacterized. Bases 50 to 538 code for a protein of 162 amino acids. The transcript is spliced from 3 exons. The record is from RefSeq and is a predicted model, not a curated record. Lineage: Eukaryota; Viridiplantae; Streptophyta; Magnoliopsida; Dioscoreales; Dioscoreaceae.
GCUCUCGAGGGUUUUCUCCAAAACCCUCGCUAACCCUCGCCGGCUUCCGAUGGCCAGAGACGGCAAGCCACCGCCUGUGAUUGCGGUCCUCUCCUCCGACGAAGAAGAGGAUUAUCAUCGUCGUCAUGUGAAAAGGGAAGGUGAAAGGCGGACGAGAAGGGAGAAAUGGCGGAUGUUCUCGGGUGUGGAGGUGAAGACUGCGGAGGAGAAGCUCGGUGACGAUGAUGAUUGCUGCAUCCUUGGGUGUAAUCUCAGUUAUGCGUUGAUGAAGAUGAAUCCCUUGCAUGAAGAGAAAGAUGACGAUGUCUCCAUUGUCUUCGAACGAGGCCAGGUAGCUUGCAAGGAUUUCCCUCACUCACGGCAUUUAUGUGUGAAAUAUCCCUUCAGCAAGACAUCCCAUGAGAGCUACUGCAAACAGUGCUAUUGCUACGUCUGUGAUGCUACGGCUCCCUGCAAAAACUGGACUGGAUUGUUAGGACAUUGUCAUGCAUCAGAUACAGGCAGUAGAUGGCAGGAUUUGAGAAAAUCUAGACCCUAAAUUACCAUGGUGAAGAUAUCUGUAUGGGAAGUUUUUGAGAUUUUAUUAGUGGUGGUAAGUGUAGAUUUUAGAACGGCCGAAAAUUUCAGAUGAGUGCAGGAAGUCUCGAGUCUUUUACUUAUUACACUUCUUUACUAGUUUCAGGAAAUGUUUUGGUUUUCGUAUUUCUAUUUCAAUAUAAGUUAAAUCUAAAUUUCAAUAUGUAUACAUAUAUACAUAUGAGUAUCAAUCAUCUAGAGAUGUCCCACAACAUUCAUCAUCCAACGAUUGUUGUUUUAUUAUAAAUAUAAGUUAAAUCUAAAUUUCAAUAUGUA